UGGCCAGAGUGGAAUUGAAGCAUAAACCGCUACGUUUGAUAUCUGAUAAACUAACACUACACACGGUCACCCUCCUCUCCCGACAAGGACACAGAAAAACAAUGGCGAAGCCAGAGAGCACAAGCAGAACCUCAAGAUGGUCCCUCGCCGGAUUCACAGCUCUAGUCACUGGUGGAACGCGUGGAAUCGGGCAUGCUGUAGUGGAAGAACUGGCUGAGUUUGGUGCCACAGUGUAUACUUGUUCUAGGAAUGAAGAAGAGCUUAAUAAAUGCUUAAAUGAGUGGAAAAAUAAGGGUUUUUCGGUUCAUGGAUCGGUUUGCGACGCGUCGUCUUCUUCUCAAAGAGAGCAGCUUAUUCGUCAAGUGGCUUCUGCCUUCAAUGGCAAGGUCAACAUACUUGUAAACAGUGUUGGAACGAAUGUGAGGAAGCCAACAAUUGAGUAUACAACCGAAGAAUAUUCGAAAGUGAUGGCUACGAACUUGGAUUCUGCAUACCAUCUAUGCCAACUGGCGUAUCCUCUUCUCAAAGAAUCUGGAAAUGGAAGCAUUGUGUUCAUUUCCUCGGUUGCAUCUCUCACAAGUGUAGGUUCUGGAACCAUCUAUGCGGCGAGUAAAGCUGCAAUCAAUCAGCUGACAAAAAGUCUUGCUUGUGAAUGGGCAAAGGAUAAUAUAAGGAGCAAUUGUGUUGCACCCUGGUAUACAAAAACACCACUUGUGGAACAUUUAAUUGCUAACGAAGAGUUUGUGAAUGAAGUACUAUCUCGAACACCGAUAAAGCGGAUAGCAGAAGCACAUGAAGUGUCUUCCUUGGUGACUUUCCUUUGCCUGCCUGCAGCUUCCUACAUCACCGGACAGAUUGUUUCUGUUGAUGGAGGAUUUACUGUGAAUGGCUUUCAACCCAGCAUGAGGAUUACCUAAAGCAAGAAUGUCAUUUUUAUUUUCAGCAUUUGUUUCCAUAACAUAAUAAUGGUAUUCAUCAAAUUCUGGCUAGAGUGCAUGGCUUUCAGUUUGUCAUUUAUCAUUUAUCAUUUUAUUUUUUGAAUGGUAUUCUUGAUCAUGUUCAUCUACCAUGACUCGUCUAGGAAUGAAUAAAUGGAACGGAAGCCACCAUGACUCAUCUACCAGAAGUCUUGCCUGCAUUUUUCCUGCAGAGAUCAAUAUACUCUUGAACAGAUUCUGGUUCUUCAUAUUUCUCUUGAUGUUACUCCAAUGAUUCUGCAUGAUUCUGUUGAACAGAUUUUUAAUGUUACUCUAAUAUUUCUCUUGAACAGAUUCUGCAUGAUUCUUACAUGUGUCCUCCAAUGACUUCUAUGGUUUUAAAUUGUGGUUAUAGUUAUGUAUUGCAAUAAAAAGGAGGAAACACAUGUUGAUGUGGUUUCUGUUGCAGUGAGACCACCUUUAUAUUGAAA
This is a messenger RNA of Vicia villosa (hairy vetch), 1408 nucleotides long. RefSeq names its product tropinone reductase homolog At5g06060-like. The transcript is spliced from 5 exons. Lineage: Eukaryota; Viridiplantae; Streptophyta; Magnoliopsida; Fabales; Fabaceae. The record is from RefSeq and is a predicted model, not a curated record. The coding region runs from base 102 to 917 and encodes 271 amino acids. Gene Ontology annotation, molecular function: oxidoreductase activity.